Mus pahari (shrew mouse) is the source of this 2913-nucleotide messenger RNA. It is a transcript of the gene Uba3, whose product is annotated as ubiquitin like modifier activating enzyme 3. Lineage: Eukaryota; Metazoa; Chordata; Mammalia; Rodentia; Muridae. The transcript has 18 exons. Gene Ontology annotation, biological process: protein neddylation. Gene Ontology annotation, molecular function: NEDD8 activating enzyme activity. The coding region runs from base 361 to 1686 and encodes 441 amino acids. Gene Ontology annotation, cellular component: cytoplasm; nucleus. The record is from RefSeq and is a predicted model, not a curated record.
GCUCCGCUCUCCCUCCUUCCAUUCACCUGCAGUCCCGCCCCUCCCGGGCGGACCCGCUCGGCGCGAGGGCCUCUGGGAAGAGGCGGGGAACAAUAUGGCGGAUGGCGAGGAGCCGGAGAAGAAAAGAAGGAGAAUAGAGGAGCUGCUGGCUGAGAAGUUAGUGCUGCUGGGAGGCCGGGGUCCUCUCCGGAGACCCCCGCCUGCCCCUAAUCCCAGGCCUAGGGGACCAGCCGCAGCGGGCCCGGGGGUGCUGGGAGGGGGGCACCUGGAGCAGGCCGCGCGUCCUCACCCCUGACCCGGUCCCCAGCUCGAGCCACCGGCCGGCUGCUCCCUGGCUCUGCUCCUGCAAAAGCCACCCGAAUGGCUGUUGAUGGUGGGUGUGGGGACACUGGAGACUGGGAAGGUCGCUGGAACCAUGUAAAGAAGUUCCUCGAGCGGUCUGGACCCUUCACACACCCCGAUUUCGAACCAAGCACUGAAUCACUCCAGUUCUUGUUAGAUACAUGUAAAGUUCUAGUCAUUGGAGCUGGUGGCUUAGGAUGUGAGCUUCUGAAAAAUCUGGCAUUAUCUGGUUUUAGACAGAUUCAUGUUAUAGACAUGGACACUAUAGAUGUUUCCAAUUUAAAUAGACAGUUUUUAUUUAGGCCUAAAGAUGUUGGAAGACCCAAGGCUGAAGUUGCUGCAGAAUUCCUAAAUGACAGAGUUCCUAACUGCAACGUGGUCCCACAUUUCAACAAGAUUCAAGAUUUUAACGACACUUUCUACCGACAAUUUCAUAUCAUUGUAUGUGGCCUGGACUCUAUCAUAGCGAGAAGAUGGAUCAAUGGAAUGCUGAUAUCUCUUCUAAAUUAUGAAGAUGGUGUGUUGGAUCCAAGCUCCAUUGUACCUUUGAUAGAUGGGGGGACAGAAGGCUUUAAAGGAAAUGCCCGAGUGAUUUUGCCUGGAAUGACCGCUUGUAUUGAGUGUACUCUGGAACUUUACCCACCACAGGUGAAUUUCCCCAUGUGUACCAUUGCAUCUAUGCCCAGGCUUCCAGAACACUGUAUCGAGUAUGUGAGGAUGUUGCAGUGGCCUAAAGAGCAGCCUUUUGGAGAUGGGGUUCCAUUAGAUGGAGAUGACCCUGAACAUAUUCAGUGGAUUUUCAAAAAGUCCAUAGAGAGAGCAUCACAAUAUAAUAUUAGAGGCGUUACCUACAGACUCACUCAAGGGGUAGUAAAACGAAUCAUUCCUGCAGUAGCUUCUACAAAUGCAGUCAUUGCAGCUGUGUGUGCCACUGAGGUUUUCAAGAUAGCAACAAGUGCAUACAUCCCCCUUAAUAAUUACUUGGUAUUCAAUGAUGUAGACGGACUGUACACUUACACAUUUGAAGCAGAGAGAAAGGAAAACUGUCCUGCAUGUAGCCAACUUCCUCAAAACAUUCAGUUUUCCCCAUCAGCUAAACUACAGGAGGUCUUAGACUAUCUAACCAAUAGUGCUUCUCUGCAAAUGAAGUCUCCAGCUAUCACAGCCACAUUAGAGGGGAAAAACAGGACACUUUACUUACAGUCAGUAACGUCUAUUGAGGAACGAACAAGGCCCAAUCUUUCCAAAACAUUAAAAGAACUGGGACUAGUUGAUGGACAAGAACUGGCUGUUGCUGAUGUCACUACACCACAGACUGUACUAUUCAAACUUCAUUUUACUUAAGGAAAAUAAGUCUGCACAUAAUAGAAAAUCCAUAGAAAUAAUAUACUUUAUAAAUGGUAUGGAAUUGAAGAGCCUGGAAGAUGAGGCAGAGGGGAACAUCCAAGAAAGGAAAUUGAAUUGGUGUCAUUUUUAGCAUUAGUGUGGCUAGAAUUUGACUUUUAUAUAUAUACAUAUAUAUAAAAAAAAUGACUGACUCUUUUUUAACUUUAUAAGUUUCUCUUGAAGACUGAACUUUGGGGUUGGGCUAGUAAGCAUUUUCAUUUUAUUACUAUUGAAAGCUAUGCCUCCAGGAGAGAUUAUAAACAAGUGUGUUGCUUCUUUAAAGCAGGACAAACACUGUCUUUUGUGUGAGUUCGUUGUGGUCAAAGAGCAUAUUCCUCAGCGUGCAUUUGAAUAUCCACAUGUAUAGAAAUGUAUCCUUGAAUGGAAAUGAGGAAUUAUGUUUUAAGAACAUUAAAUAUUCACAACCUGACAUCUAGAGUAUAUCAAACAUAGGCAGUUUCUUCAUUACACUCAUAUAAUUGUGACUAUCCAUGUGUGUAUUAAUUAUUGCAGAAUUUAACUUGUCCAUGAUAAUUUGUAAACAGUAUUAGAGAUUCAUGCCUGUGCAUGAAAAUACAAAAUAUUUUCAUGUAUUUGUUUGCAAUGCCACAGAGACCAGUAUGCACAAAUUUAAACCAAGACAUGGCUGUUCAAGGAAAAUUAAUGUUUAAAUAGUUAUCAUUGAUGCUUUUGCACUAUUUAUUAAUAAAAUUGUACAUUGUCUACUUUUUAUUGAAAAACUUACAGUAUAUCAAUAAUAGUAAAUAAUUUUAUAGUGAUGUAGAAAUAAUUUUUAAAUGUUUACCAGUUAUUAUUACCAGACUUUUAUUGAGUUAAAUUUUCAAAAUUUUAUUAUAGUGAUUUCCAUAGUACAGACUAGGUUCAUUCGUUCUAACUAGUAAAUGAAAUGGAAAUGAUAUAAUUUUUAUAGUAAAGUCUCUCUCUUAGCAUGCCUUUUUUUUCUUCAAAAAUGCUAAAAUCAAGGUGGAGCACGAAUACUAAAAAAAUGCAGUUGUAAUGUUUUAAUGUACCUGAUUUUCAUUCUUUGUUUUUUUAUUUAGUUGCAAUUUUUUUUAUUCAGAAUGUUAGUGGGUGGAAUCUGUCUAUCUUCUUUCAUUCUGGUAAAGGAAUGAUGCAGGGAUAUAACUAGGACCCCCCAUGUUAGUCAAGUGCUCCAUCACAGAG